Zingiber officinale is the source of this 590-nucleotide messenger RNA. Its product is annotated as heat shock factor-binding protein-like. Gene Ontology annotation, cellular component: cytosol; nucleus. Gene Ontology annotation, biological process: cellular heat acclimation. The record is from RefSeq and is a predicted model, not a curated record. Lineage: Eukaryota; Viridiplantae; Streptophyta; Magnoliopsida; Zingiberales; Zingiberaceae. The coding region runs from base 94 to 375 and encodes 93 amino acids. The transcript has a single exon. Gene Ontology annotation, molecular function: transcription corepressor activity.
UAACCUCCACUUCCGCUCAAAUCUUGGCGGUGUCGACGAGGCCGAGCGAACAGCUAGAGCCUCCUCCCAUCUGAGAAAUCUAGGGUUGUGGCCAUGGCUUCCACGAAUCCCGUCGCCCCGAAGACUGGCGAUCAUGAAUCCGAAGGAUCGGUGCAGAGCACCGCCGAUAUGACGGCGUUCGUCCAAAACCUUCUCGUGCAGAUGCAGAACAGGUUCCAGGCGAUGUCCGAGGGCAUAGUUGCAAAGAUAGAUGAGAUGGGGAGCAAGAUCGAUGAACUGGAGAAGAGCAUCAUUGACCUCAAAGCUGAGAUGGACGCGGAACCCACGGUGAAGUCGGAUCCGGAAGAAGGCAAGCCUUCUGACGAAUCUUCAUGAGCGAGCCACAUGUUGAUGACAUUGUCUGGAUCAGGUCAACAGUGACAUAUUGCAGUUGUCUUAUUGAGUUAUCUUUUGUGAGUUUGUGUGAGGGAUGCUUUCCUGUGUGUGCAAUCUAAUUUCAGGUGUUUUCGAGAUGAACUCCAUUCAGAAGUAGAGAAAAACUUGUUAAUCAAUAUUUCUAUUAGUCUACUGGUUGAUGUAACCUUUAAGAA